AAUACAUUGCUGUAACCCAGCUGACCGGAAUGGCGGGAGAAUGUAGCGAUGUUUGCUGAAUGUAUCCAAGGCGGCGAGUGGUACUUUCUCAUGUUACAGAGUAUCGGACAGUUUUUAACUUUUUAAUCACAAGAUUAUUUUGUUAAACGGUUUUAUUAAAGUAUAUCCAUAGUCGAGUGGAAAUUCGAUUUGAAGUAAAGCCCUCUUUCUAAGGGAGAUUAUUCAUGUCUCUCUGCCGUAGUUAAUGUGGAUUUUGCUGUAUCGACAAUCUGAAGCAAAGUUUACCUGAAAUGAGCAAGUAUCCUAUCAGGCACAGAGUGCGUGAAAGACGGCGAUACACUUGGCGAGGGAAACCUGAUCGUGUGCAUCGCAAACUGCAGGAUUUGGUUUAUGAAGACCACUCCUCCCAAGAUACUUGCUGCUGCAACCACAGGAGAUGCAAUGCCUGUCCCUGCACCUCCUUGCUCACAUCCAUCCAGGGACCCUCAGCCGCCCUUCCAGAGCUGUUCAGAUCGAACAUGAAGGAACUUCCUUCAUUUAUUGCAUCAAAAUCAAAGAUUUUGUUUUAAUUAAGAGAGAUGAUGAGGAUCGUCCAUAUGUCGCUAAGCUGCUUAAAUUGUAUGAGGAUGGUACACAACAACCUCCCACUAAGCAGGCAAUUGUCCAGUGGUUUAUUCGUAUUGAGGAAAUACCCAAAACAAAGCAGAAGCUAUUGGGAAGAGAAGCCCAUCCUAAUGAGAUCUUCUUGUGUGAAGCCUCUAACUAUGAAAAUCAGAUCAAUGUUGAAACUAUUCUUAAGCAUGUAAAGGUAAUUCAAAUUGCUCCAGAUGAACCAUUCCCUCCUUCCCAGCCAAGUGAUGAUGCUCUCUUUGUUAAAUUGAACUGGGAUGGAAAGAGUUUUAACAAGCUACCUGAAGAUGCAUUCUCUGGGAAGGCCAUCAAUUCAACUGAGUCUUUUUAUGAUCAUAAAAGCUUGGAUUCUUUACUGUGGCACCCACGGAAAUCUGUGAAUUCUUAUCCAAAUAUUAAUUGCAAGUCUCAAAGUGAUUCUGUCAAGAAGAUUGCCAAAUGCACUUUCCAAAGUAAGAAGAGUACUGAAAUCACAAAGGAGCAAAGCAAUAACUCCAUGCUUGUGAAGAUUCCUUUGCACAAUGAUUUCAAGAAAUUAUCAAGAAUGAAGCAAGUGGAUAUUUUGUCUGAACUCCUUGAUGAUGAUGAUGAGGAUGAUGGCGAUGAAGAAGACGAUUCUUCUCGAAAACGUCAUCAAGUGGAGCAGAGGCCACGGGCUGUAAAACGCAGAGUAGAUUUCAAUGGUAUUUCGGAUAAUCAUUCGCCUUCUAAAGGAUUACAGAGUCAGACGAAGAUAAAUAAUUCCAUUUCACCUGAUGUACACAAUAGAAGGGCAAUGAGAAAUCAAGUUGCCUCCUUGCAAUUAUCUCCCAAUGUUAAAACUUCAAAAACUAUUCAGCAAGACUCGAGACCACAUGUACGCGAUGGAAGGGCAAUGAAAAAUCAAGUUGACUUUUUGCAAUUAUCUCCCAUUGUUAAAUAUUCAAGAACGAUUCAGCAAGACUCGAGUCCACCCGGAAAUAAUGGAGAAAUCAUCGAUAUCAAAAGAUCGAAAAGAAUGAACAGCCAGAUGGAUAAUAUUCAAGAUACUCCAAGGUCUCGUCGCAAGUCUGACAAUAAGGGUUACUAUGCACGUGACCAGGAUGAUGAAGGAUCUGAUGAAUUAAUUUUAGACCAUGAAAAAGGCAGUGAAAGCAGCAGUGUGGACAAGGAGCAAGAUGAUGAUGAUGCUUCUGAAUUCAGGAGGAAAUGUGCAAAGAAAAUAUCAAAGUCCACAGCAAAGUUAUCUGAAAAGACAUCGGCAAAACGGCCUGGAACAAGAACACCUGGAACUCCACGGACACCCUCCCAUCCAAGUCCUUAUAUCCCAAGGAGAAGCCAGCUGGCUAAAACGCCAGUCAGUGGUUUAGAGGAAGCCAGGGCAAGAUCGAAAAGAAUGAAAAGCCAGAUGGACAAUAUUCAAGAUACUCCAAGGUCUCGUCGCAAGUCUGUCAAUAAGGAUUACUAUGAAAGUGACCAGGAUGAUGAAGGAUCCGAUGAAUUCAUUUUAGACCAUGAGAAAAGCAGUGUAAGCAGCAGUGCGGACGAGGAGCAAGAGGAUGAUGAUGAUGAUGAUGAUAAUUCAGAAUUCAGGAGGAAAUGUGCAAAGAAAAUAUCGAAGUCCACAGCAAAGUUAUCUGAAAAGACAUCGGCAAAAAGGCCUGGAACAAGAACACCUGGAACUCCACGGACACCCUCCCAUCCAAGUCCUUAUAUUCCAAGGAGAAGCCAGCUGGCUAAAAAGCCAGUCAGUGUGUUAGAGGAAGCCAGGGCACGGUUGCACGUGUCUGCCGUCCCAGAGUCUCUACCCUGCAGAGAGCAAGAGUUUCAAGACAUUUACAAUUUUGUGGAGAGCAAACUUAUUGAUGGUACUGGAGGAUGCAUGUAUAUUUCUGGAGUGCCAGGAACAGGAAAAACUGCAACAGUACAUGAGGUGAUGAGGUGUCUUCAGCAUGCAGCAAAUGAGGAAAACCUCCCGUCCUUCCAGUAUAUAGAAAUUAAUGGAAUGAAGCUUACAGACCCUCACCAAUGCUACGUACAAAUAUUGAAGUUAUUGACAGGGCAGAAAGCCACUGCAGACCAUGCUGCUGCACUACUGGAGAAGCGAUUUGGUACACCAUCGCCAAAAAGGGAGUCCACAGUGUUACUGGUUGACGAGCUUGAUCUUUUGUGGACUCGGAAACAGAACAUUAUGUACAAUCUGUUUGACUGGCCCACACGGAGGCAGGCAAAAUUAGUGGUUUUGGCAGUAGCUAAUACAAUGGAUUUGCCAGAGAGGAUCAUGAUGAACCGAGUAGCAAGCAGGCUGGGAUUGACCAGAAUGUCCUUUCAACCAUACAGCUACAAACAGUUGCAGCAAAUCAUUUCUUCCAGACUCAACCGAUUGAAGGCUUUUGAGAAUGAUGCAAUUCAGCUAGUGGGUAGAAAGGUAGCAGCUCUGUCUGGUGAUGCAAGACGUGCUCUAGACAUUUGCAGAAGAGCUGCUGAAAUAUGUGAAUAUUCAGAGAAUCAGAAACGUGCAUCCAGCCUUGUAGGAAUGCCUCAUAUAUUACAAGCUCUUGAUGAAAUGUUUUCUUCUCCAUACAUAAAUGCUAUAAGGCAUGCAUCCGUCCAGGAACAAAUUUUUAUAAAAGCGGUGCUUGCCGAAUUCAGAAGGCUCGGUUUAGAAGAAGCAACAUUUCAACAGAUCUACCAACAGCAUAUUGGACUAUGUAGGUUAGAAGGACUGCAGCCUCCAACAAUCUCUGAAACUAUGUUGGUUUGUACAAGACUUGGGGCUUGUCGACUCCUACUAGUUGAGUCUAGUAAAAAUGAUCUUCAUUUGCGAGUUCGAUUGAAUGUUAGCCAGGAUGAUGUAAUGUAUGCUUUAAAAGAGGACUAAUUAUAAUGUAAAUAUUCAGUGUGAUGAAAUGUAUGUUGCUAUUUUAAUACUAAUUCUUAACCAAUAUCAACAUUUUAACAAAUUUAGGUUUUCGGAAACUUUUAGCUAAUUUAUUUUAAGAUGUUUAUUAUAAUAAAUAAACUUCAAAUUUGCUUUUUGUAAUUAUUCAUUAAGUAUAAGGCUGCAAAUAUUAAAAUUUAUCUUUCAGAUAAGAAUACAUUUUGUUUCACUAUAUUUACUUCCCACAAUGUACCCUAUUCUUUAACCAAACAGACAUGUGGCUUAUCCUGAGCUAGUUGCUAAUGCAGUGUGAAAACAGCACGGUCUGAUUUGGUUAUUUAAAUUUUAUUUUGGCUAUGCCAAGAGUGAGUAAUUAAUAAAAAUGAACAUUUUUUUCAAUA
Molecule: messenger RNA, 3891 nt
Organism: Leucoraja erinaceus (little skate)
Lineage: Eukaryota; Metazoa; Chordata; Chondrichthyes; Rajiformes; Rajidae
Gene: orc1
Product: origin recognition complex, subunit 1
Exons: 20
Coding region: 437-3490 (1017 amino acids)
Biological process (GO): DNA replication initiation; mitotic DNA replication checkpoint signaling
Cellular component (GO): nuclear origin of replication recognition complex
Molecular function (GO): chromatin binding; ATP binding; DNA replication origin binding
Source: RefSeq, a predicted model, not a curated record